Messenger RNA from Ziziphus jujuba (common jujube), 926 nucleotides. Its product is annotated as DNA-directed RNA polymerases II and IV subunit 5A. Gene Ontology annotation, molecular function: DNA-directed RNA polymerase activity; DNA binding. The transcript has 4 exons. The record is from RefSeq and is a predicted model, not a curated record. Bases 64 to 768 code for a protein of 234 amino acids. Gene Ontology annotation, cellular component: RNA polymerase III complex; RNA polymerase I complex; RNA polymerase II, core complex. Gene Ontology annotation, biological process: DNA-templated transcription. Lineage: Eukaryota; Viridiplantae; Streptophyta; Magnoliopsida; Rosales; Rhamnaceae.
GGACCAAAUUGGCGCGUAUUUAUAUUACGCAUACAAAUAAAUAAAUAAAUAAAUAAAUAAAAAAUGAAGGGGUUUAAUCAACUCAUUCGCGCAGUUUGUCUGGCUUUUUCCGUUCUCUUUGGGCAUAGUUUCAGUCGGACACACUCUGUCGGAAACCUAGUCGGAGAAGAUGGUUUUAUCAGAAGAAGGCCCUUCAAAAUCCGAAAAACAGUAAUGAAGAUGCUCAAGGAUCGAAACUAUCUGGUUGAAGAUUCUGAGAUCAACAUGUCCAAAGAAGAAUUCAAGGCCAAAUACGGUGAGAACGUGGUGAGGGAAGACCUCAAAUUCAACAAAGCUAAGAGGAAUGAUAGUAGUUCUGAUCAGAUUUAUGUACUAUUCUAUGCGGAAAAGAAUGCGAGUAUGAUAAUGAAGACUUUCGUCAAUUGCAUCAACUCAAAUAAUGUAUCCAGAGCAAUUUUGGUUUCUCAACAGCAAAUAACUCGUAAUGCUUGGAAAUGUAUGGAUUUGCUAUCUGCAAAUUGCCAAUUGGAGGUUUUCCAGGAAGAUGAAUUGUUGGUUAACGUUACAAAACACGUUCUUGUUCCAAAGUAUCAGGUGCUCACUGAUGAGGAAAAGAAAACUUUGCUGGAGAGGUAUACCAUGAAAGAAACACAGCUUCCUUGCAUUCAAGUGACUGAUCCAAUUGCUAGAUACUAUGGUAUGAAGCGUGGACAAGCUGUGAAGAUAAUCCGGCAUAGUGAGACUGCAGGGGCAAUAUGUUACCUAUAGAUAUGCUGUAUAAAGUUGUAUCUUAUUUUAUUUUUGUCAAAAUAGCCAACCCAAUUUUGUUUUUGAAAAAAAUAGCAAGAACUUUAAUAUUUUACACAAAUAUUGGGUAGAUAAAAAUACCCUUGGCUAUUAAAAUUUAAUCUAAUUUUUCAAAUUUU